UGUACAUAUACCCAACUCUCGACCUGUGCUGUGCAGACAGCAGAGCUCGAUCCAGAGAGAGAGAGAAAAGAGCGAGAGUGAUAACUGAGAGAGGUCUCGCGCGCUCGGCGAUGGCAAAGUCGUUCCUCGCGAUGAAGACGGGCCCGGCGGCCGGCGCGUCGGAGGCGUCGCAGGCGCUGCUGGAGUCGGACCUGCGGGAGCUGACCAUGGCGGCGCGGAAGCUCGCCAACCACGCCAUCGUCCUCGGCGGCGGCAUCGGCUUCAUCGGCACCUUCCUCCAGUGGCUCGCCUUCGCCGCCGCUGUAUAUCUCUUGGUGCUGGACAAGACCAACUGGAAGACCAACAUGCUGACGGGCCUCUUGGUCCCUUACAUUUUCUUCACCAUGCCCGGUCUGCUCUUCGGCUUCAUAAGGGGGGAGAUUGGCAGCUGGGUUGCGUUCGUUUUCGUCGUCCUGCGGCUAUUCUUUCCGCGCCACUUCCCUGAUUGGCUGGAGCUGCCUGGGUCUCUGAUCCUCCUCACGGUGGUCGCCCCCGCCAUCUUCGCGGACACCUUCCGGGGCUCCUGGCUCAUCAUCGGCGUCGGCGUGUGCCUGGUCAUCGGGUGCUACCUGCUCCACGAGCACAUCAAGGCGUCGGGGGGCCUCAAGGAGGCCUUCCAGAAGCCCAAUGGCUGGUCCAACACCAUCGGCAUCCUCCUCCUCUUCAUCUACCCGGUCUGGGCCGUCGUGAUGUGGUUCCUGUAGACCGUUCGCCGCUGUUUUGCGGUUCAUCGUGUGAUGUUUGCUCCGGCGAUUUGGUGUCGAUGAACCAUGCGCUCUUGUACCUGUUGAAUUUUGAUGAACUGUCUCGGCCAUGUUUCGAUUUGGUGUCACUUAUUUGUUUCCUUCAUCUGUGGGUACAUAGCCAUCAAUAAAAACAUUUGCUCUGUUGA
This is a messenger RNA of Aegilops tauschii subsp. strangulata, 931 nucleotides long. Its product is annotated as cold-regulated 413 plasma membrane protein 1. The record is from RefSeq and is a predicted model, not a curated record. Gene Ontology annotation, cellular component: membrane. Lineage: Eukaryota; Viridiplantae; Streptophyta; Magnoliopsida; Poales; Poaceae.